Molecule: messenger RNA, 939 nt
Organism: Lepus europaeus (European hare)
Lineage: Eukaryota; Metazoa; Chordata; Mammalia; Lagomorpha; Leporidae
Gene: NECAP2
Product: NECAP endocytosis associated 2
Exons: 8
Coding region: 46-846 (266 amino acids)
Biological process (GO): endocytosis
Cellular component (GO): clathrin vesicle coat; membrane
Source: RefSeq, a predicted model, not a curated record
GGUAGCGGGGAAGGGGCCGGAAGUCCGGCGGCUCCGGACAGCGAGAUGGACGAGAACGAGUACGAGUCUGUGCUGUGUGUCAAGCCGGAGGUCCACGUCUACCGCAUCCCGCCGCGGGCCACCAACCGUGGCUACAGGGCCGCGGAGUGGCAGCUGGACCAGCCGUCCUGGAGCGGCCGGCUGCGGGUCACUGCCAAGGGGCAGGUGGCCUACAUCAAGCUGGAGGACAGGACCUCAGGGGAGCUGUUCGCUCAGGCACCAGUGGAUCAGUUUCCUGGCACAGCUGUAGAGAGCGUGACCGAUUCCAGCAGGUACUUCGUUAUCCGCGUUGAAGACGGAAACGGGCGACGCGCGUUUAUUGGAAUUGGCUUCGGGGACCGAGGCGAUGCCUUUGACUUCAACGUCGCGCUGCAGGACCAUUUCAAGUGGGUAAAGCAGCAGUGGGAAUUCGCAAAGCAAGCCCAGAACCCCGACCAAGGUCCCAAAUUGGACCUGGGCUUCAAGGAGGGUCAGACCAUCAAGCUCAACAUUGCAAACAUGAAGAAGAAGGAAGGAGUAGCUGGGACUCCCCGAGCCCGGCCUGCCAGCACUGGAGGGCUGAGCCUACUUCCCCCUCCGCCGGGCGGCAAGACCUCCACCCUGACCCCUCCCCCUGGGGAGCAGUUGCCUGGGGGCGGAUCCCUUGUCCAGCCGGCAGCUGCUCCUGGUUCAGGAGGUGCCACUGUGUCCUGGCCACAGCCCAAGCCUGCCACUGCCGCCUCUGCCGACAUCUGGGGAGACUUCACCAAAUCCACAGGGUCAACUUCCAGCCAGCUUCAGCCGGGGACAGGCUGGGUCCAGUUCUGAACACAGCUCCUUUUCCUCCUGUGACUUCCGGGAAGCAGCCACUUCAGCUGGGCGCAAGGAAGGAGGAAGAAGCCCUCCCCGCCAGCCUGUUGG